This is a messenger RNA of Contarinia nasturtii (swede midge), 2726 nucleotides long. RefSeq names its product probable ATP-dependent RNA helicase DDX10. The transcript has a single exon. Gene Ontology annotation, molecular function: RNA helicase activity; ATP binding; nucleic acid binding. Lineage: Eukaryota; Metazoa; Arthropoda; Insecta; Diptera; Cecidomyiidae. The record is from RefSeq and is a predicted model, not a curated record. Gene Ontology annotation, cellular component: nucleus. Gene Ontology annotation, biological process: rRNA processing. The coding region runs from base 84 to 2606 and encodes 840 amino acids.
CAACACGAGACGAACACGCGUGUUUAGACGACAACAAAAUAUUUCAUCGUUUCGCUGUGAAUAAACAAGAAAGUUCAAGAACAAUGGAGAAGAAAAAAUUUAAAAAACAUCAAAAUAAUAAAAAAGGACAAGGGAAUAAGGUGAAAGGUGGCGGAAAACCGAUUUUCAAAGCAAAAAUAAAAGGUGGUAUUCGUGAAGAUGCUGAAAUCAAAUCGCUACAAGAAAAAUAUCCAACAAUUAACCCGAAGAAAGUGGAGAAAUUCAGUGAUUUUCCGCUGUCGAGAAAAACAUUGCAAGCACUUCAAAAAAACAAAUACCUAAAACCGACUGAAAUUCAACGUCAAUCGAUCGGCUAUGCUUUACAGGGUCGUGAUAUUUUGGGCGCCGCUAUCACUGGCAGUGGUAAAACAUUGGCUUUUUUGAUUCCGGUUAUGGAGAAUUUGUUUGUGAAAAAAUGGGUGCGACAAGACGGUGUCGGCGCCAUCAUCAUAUCGCCAACACGAGAAUUGGCCUAUCAAAUUUUUGAAACAUUAAAAAAAGUCGGUGCACAUCAUGAUUUUUCGGCCGGACUAAUUAUUGGUGGAAAAAAUUUGAAAUUUGAACGCUCCCGCAUGGAUCAGUGUAAUGUGAUUAUUUGCACACCCGGUCGAUUGCUGCAACACAUGGACGAAAAUCCACUUUUCAAUUGUUCGACAAUGCAAAUGUUGGUUUUGGACGAAGCCGAUCGAUGUCUUGACAUGGGAUUUGAAGAAGCGAUGAAUGCUAUUAUUGAAAAUCUACCGGCCGAACGACAAACACUACUAUUCUCAGCCACACAAACAAAAUCGGUCAAGGAUUUGGCCCGUUUGAGCCUUCGCGAACCAGUUUAUGUUGCGCCGCAUGAACAACAGGCUGUUAUUACACCGGCCGCUUUGAAACAAAACUACGUAGUCAUCGAAUUAGAGGAUAAGCUCACAAUGUUGUGGUCAUUCAUCAAAAAUCAUUUGAAACAGAAGACAAUUGUUUUCAUGGCAACUUGCAAGCAAGUCAAAUAUAUCAACGAGAUAUUUCGUAAACUUCGAACCGGUGUCAGUGUUAUGGCUCUGUAUGGUACCUUACAUCAAGAUCGUCGAAUGGCCAUUUAUGAUGAAUUUUGCCGAAAAUCAAGUGCAGUACUAUUGGCCACCGACUUGGCGGCACGAGGCCUGGAUAUUCCAGCAGUUAAUUGGAGCAUACAAUUGGACGCGCCGUCAGAUCCCAAUGAAUACAUUCAUCGAGCCGGACGGACGGCACGAAACACUGCUCAUGGUGAAAGUUUAUUAGUUUUGUUGCCCAGUGAAGAAGAAGGAAUGAUUAAAGCACUCAACGAACUUAAGAUACCAAUCAAUAAAAUUCAUGUUGACCCGAAGAAAAUGUUUACACCACGUGCCAAAAUGGAAGCAUUUUUAGCUCAAAAUAAAGAAUUGAAAGAGUCAGCACAACGUGCACUAAUCAACUAUGUUAAAUCAAUUGCAUUAAUGAAAAACAAGGAGAUUUUCAAAGUAGAAGCGUUAAAUAUUGAAGCAUAUGCACAAUCGCUUGGCUUGAUGUUUGCGCCCAGAGUGAAAUUCUUACAAGGUGUAAAAUAUUUUGCCGAAAAGAAGCGGGCCGAAAAGGAGAAGGCAAAUGAAAAGGAUUUGGCACAUAAAUUGGAAACGAAAGACAGUGAAAGUGAAGAAAGUGAUGAUGAAUCUGGUGCAGAUGAAGAAGAUGUGGGCAGUGAUGGAAAGGAAUCAGCAGCAUCAAGCGAUGAAUCCGAAUCUGAAUCAGAGGAUGAGAAAAUCAAAACAAAAAAUCCAUUCGCAGCAGACGCAAAUAAAUUCCACGAUUCGUCUUCGGAUGAAGAGGAUGAUUUUAUGCGCAUCAAACGACGAGAUCAUGAAAUUGAAGAAGAUACAUUGCCCGAAGUGCCCGAUUUGGCCGAAAUAAAAGCGAAGAAACAGAAAGUCGUUACAAAAGCAGCGCUGGCCAAAAAAUUGAUCAAAAAGAAAAUUUUGCCCAACACAAAAGUUGAAUUCGAUGAAGAAGGCAAUGAACUGGAAAAGACAAACACAUUAAAAUCAGAGUUAGCUAAAGAGUAUGAAAAAUCGGCCGGAAGUGGAAUUGAUAUUUUGAAAGCCAGAGAAUUGAUUAAAGAAGAGGAUAAAUUCGAUAAAGAGCGAUUCAAGAAAAUGGUCAAAGCCAAGCACCGCGAAAAGAAAUUGAAGGCGAAAAAACAAGAUGGCGAUGAUAACGAUGGAGAACAAGACGAUUUUGGAAGUGAUGCAGAAAGCGACGGGCCAGACCUAUCGUGGUUGCCCGACCCUGACAAAGUUUUCAGCAAUAAAAAUGGUGAUGUGUCCGAUUCGGAAAGUGAAAGUGGAUUUGGUGGUCGUCAAGUCGUUAAUGCAUCAAGUGACGACGAUGACAGUGAAUCGGAAGAAGAAGAACCAAUUCACCAAACAACUAAACGAAAACAUUCAAUCACUAAAGAAGAUAGCGAAAAUGAAGAGGAAGAACCAUCAACUUCGAAGAAAAUACGUAAAAUCACAUCAAAAUUGUCGGUGGAUGAUGCCGAAUCAUUUGCCAUGCAACUUUUGUCCAAGUAAAACAGUUUUAACUCAUUCAAAAUUUAAAGUGUACAUAAUUUAUUUUGAUCCCCAAAAGUACUAUGUAUUAAAACCCUUUUAUUUUAUAUCGUAAUAAAAACAACAACAUUUCAACAUAAA